AUGUCUAAUAAUACAAGCGGGAACGGUAAUAACACGAUACUGAUGUGGGCCGGAUUGCCCUCAUUGCAGAUUGCUGUUUAUUCCGUAGCCAUCGUUGUUGGAACUGUUGGAAACUUCUUCGUUUGCCUGAUAAUGUUCGGAGGCAGGCGAAAGCAAAUAGCCACGGAAUUACUAGUUGGGAAUCUUGCAAUUGCCGAUUUGAUUAUAUCGGCCAUAACUCUAACCUUUACUCUAGGUUGGACGAUACAAAAUUUAUAUCCUUAUGGAGAAUUCUGGUGUCGUUUUGGACAGUUCUUAUUUGCUGAAGCAGCUGCAGUCUCUAAUUGGACAUUAGCUGCAAUUAGUAUUGAUCGAUAUAUAUUAGCUUUUCAUUCAGAAAAAAAAAUAAGCCGGAAACAAUCCAUAAUUCUGAUUGCUUGUAUCUGGAUCAUUAUCGUAAUUAUAAGUUCGCCAUUACUAUUUAUCUAUAAAAUUCAAUAUUUUGAGUAUGGAAUUUCCAGGGAAUUUCGGCCUUAUUGUAUUGAAGACUGGCCACAUAUUUCUAACAAGCGAUCUUACACAAUGGCAUCCUUUGCGUUGUUGUUCGUCCUGCCUGUUAUAAUAAUAAUUUUUACGCAUGGGAGAAUUGUUAUAGAUUCGUGUGCUACACGUAGGAAUUUAAAUUCAGAUAGAAUUGAGAUGGAAAAUUCCAAUAUUACAAAUCAACAGCUCGAAGCGAAAACUGUUACAAAUAAUAAUAUCGAUGGCACAGAAACUGAAACCAAAACUGUUAAGCGCCUCUCUAACACAACUCAAAGUACUCAGCCGGCUCAGACCCAAACAAUCUCAGUAAAUAGUGAUCAUGCUAAUCACACCGAAGAUCCUACUGACCGUAAGCAUUCAGAAACGCAUUUGCCAUCAGCAGAUUAUCAAAAACGCAAAUACACACCAGAUACUCAAACACUUAUCAAAGCAUCAACAAUUGUCGUGGUAUUUUUUUUAAUAGCCUGGAUUCCAUACUACAUCAUGCUUAUAAUUAGUGAACGCAUUCUUAUUCGCGACGCUACAUUUUCCCUCUUGUAUCCACUUUUCGCGCUAAUCGCCUUCGCUCAAUCAGCUGCAAAUCCCGUUAUUUAUUUCUCGUUGAGCAAAAAAUUCCGAGCAGAUGUGUACGUGUAUCUGUUCGCUCUCUGUUAUAUCCUGUUUGGCUGUUUUUUUAGACAUGAAGUAGAAUAUUCCGGAGAAUCCAUAGAGGACGAUCAAAUCCGUCGUCUCAAAGAUUAUCAAACCAGAAAUAUUGCUCAAGAGAGAAUAUUAUUUAAUAGUUCGAAAGGUGAAAGUACGAUAGUGUGA
Trichoplax adhaerens is the source of this 1332-nucleotide messenger RNA. RefSeq lists its product as uncharacterized. Gene Ontology annotation, biological process: G protein-coupled receptor signaling pathway. Gene Ontology annotation, molecular function: G protein-coupled receptor activity. The transcript has 2 exons. NCBI's taxonomy places the organism in Eukaryota, Metazoa, Placozoa, Uniplacotomia, Trichoplacea, Trichoplacidae. The record is from RefSeq and is a predicted model, not a curated record. Bases 1 to 1332 code for a protein of 443 amino acids. Gene Ontology annotation, cellular component: membrane.